This is a messenger RNA of Leishmania braziliensis MHOM/BR/75/M2904, 501 nucleotides long. RefSeq lists its product as hypothetical. The transcript has a single exon. The record is from RefSeq and is a predicted model, not a curated record. Lineage: Eukaryota; Euglenozoa; Kinetoplastea; Trypanosomatida; Trypanosomatidae. Bases 1 to 501 code for a protein of 166 amino acids.
AUGGCGCCCAAGGCCCACCCCGACCCUAUGGCGAGAGGUCCCUCUUCCUCCUCGAAAAGUACCGCAGACCCCAUGUUGCAGGGCACGUAUGAGCAAGAUGAGUCGAACGACGUUGAGCUGUCGACAGACGAAAUUGCUGCCUUUGAGGGGCGUCUUGAGCACCAGCGUGGCGGAGGCCAAUCUGCAGCGGCGCUAAACAUAUCGAGGACACGCGAGUCGGGUGUUUCGCGACGGUUGUCAGCACCGGUGGCCAGUCAUGCCCAUCAACCGCAUCCGUCUUCGAGCACAUCACUGUCGGCGGCCCCCAACGCUGCCGACACAGCGUGGGCUUCCUCACACCGCGCCGCCGACCGUGGCGUGUCAGAAGAAGAGCGCGCAGCGCAGAUACAGCAUGGCGCUGACGUCGAGGAUGUGCGCCGUCUCGAGGACCGCUUCGGCGGUGGCAAUGACGACGAUAGCGAUGACGAGACGGUUGCACGCUGGCGUAAGAUGGGGCUGUGA